CAAUGCUCUUAAGGCAGCUAGCCUAUAACUUGAAUAUGAUCACAUCACAUGCAUUUGCCUUAUUGGUCUAUUGCCCUCUCUUUUACUUAAAGCCCCAAAUGCAUCUUCGCUUUAUCUAUAUAUCUAUCUCAUGUUACCGUUGACUUUUUCAUAUUGGACUUUGAAUACCCCCUUUCCUUUGUUUUCAUUUCUGCUAUGGCUUACCUUACCAUUUGUGUAGGCUCAUUCCAUUACAAUUCUUGCAGCUGUUGCUUUGAUUUCUUGAGGAUAUGAAUAGCACGGAUGGGCCUGGAGGAGGAGGGUUUCUUGGUUCGAAUAACAUUAGUGGGAUUGGUUAUGGAAUAGGAGUUUCUAUUGGAAUCCUCUUGCUCAUCACAACUAUCACCUUAGCUUCCUAUUUUUGCACUAGAGCACCGCAGACAUCAGCUCACAACCAGAGAAGGGAUAGAGAAGAGCCACCUGAGCUGCAUAAUAUUGUGGUGGAUGUAGGGCUUGAUGAGACCACUUUGAAGCGCUAUCCAAAAUUGCUGUAUUCUGAGGCCAAGCUGCACAAGUCAGAUUCCACUGCGACUUGCUGUUCUAUAUGCUUGGCGGAUUACAAGAACACUGAUAUUCUCCGGUUGUUGCCUGACUGCAGCCAUCUCUUCCACCUUAAGUGUGUUGAUCCGUGGCUGCGUCUUCACCCUACUUGUCCAGUCUGCAGAACUUCUCCAUUGCCUACUCCUCUCUCAACCCCUCUUGCUGAGGUGGUUCCAUUGGCAAGCAGGAGGGGUUGACAGAUACAUAUACCAGGAAGCAUGAUUUAGGGUCGUCUUCUCAAGCCAUCUCUUUGCAUUACUGCAGAAUUAUCACAUCUCCAUGGAUCGGCUUCACCAGUUCUGAGUUCUAAUCUUUGUUUCUUGAAAAUGAUGAAUUUUUAUGUCACACUCCUUGAUUGAAAUGCAUCUAAAUACAUGUGCAGAUUAGAUAUAAUUCUGGAGUUUGUGCACAAAUAUCAUGUAAAUAAAGUUUGAUUUACUAGUGGCAGACUCAAAGAUGAAAUCUGAUUGAUAAGAUUGAAAACAGUGAAAGAAAGCUAUUUGAAUUAUGAGCCAGGGACUCGUACAAGAGCUAGAAGACUCAAUUCAAUUCUGUUACAGAUAUUUCCAGAGAGAAUCCCAACUUGACAAGGAUCCAAAGCAUAAUCAACUGUUUCAGCUCCAAUUGUAGAGGCUAGCCACAUCCUACAACAAUAGCCUUUACAGUAAAGUUCUUUUUCAACCUUUAUUGUAAUGUCAAAUGCUAGAUCUUGUAGGAUUUUCUAUUG
This is a messenger RNA of Hevea brasiliensis (rubber tree), 1306 nucleotides long. Its product is annotated as RING-H2 finger protein ATL70-like. The record is from RefSeq and is a predicted model, not a curated record. Lineage: Eukaryota; Viridiplantae; Streptophyta; Magnoliopsida; Malpighiales; Euphorbiaceae. The coding region runs from base 270 to 776 and encodes 168 amino acids. The transcript has a single exon.